CGAAACAAUACCCGGUGCCGUAAGCUUAUCAACAUUGUUGCUGGGCUCGGCGGGUGUGCAUAAACUCCUCUCAGAGAUCUAUCAUCUCUACACGCAAUGUCAUUAAAAAAGCCCAGCGAUGUUGAGAGUUUUGAAUAUAUGUUUACUAAAUACAGCCUGCGAUGUCGCAAGUUAGUGCUGCGUUGACCGUCUUCACACACCAGUAUAGAGAUCCCACCAAACUGGACCAUGUACCUCAGAUAACAAUGGGCACAAGUCACCUACACUAGAGUGAGAGAAGAAAGGCAAAGCGGAUGGAGAGGAAGUAAUAUAGUCAAUGGCCCAUGAGGUGGUGAAGCAGCUCCCCGACAGCAGCUACGACUACCUGGACUCCGACGAGAUGAGGGAGCUGACCGGGGCUCUUCAGCAGAUGCCGUCUCCCAUGUCCUCUCUCUCCAUACCCCUGUCGUCCUUCGAGGUGCGGUCAUCGAAGGCGGGAAUAUUCACCAGUAAGGUGUCGCUGAAUGUGGACAUUCAGCGAGGAUGCUUCUAUGCUGUCAAACCCUCCAAGGACGUCCAAGAAUCAAGAAACACCUUCACACAUGACCGAAUCCUUCAGCUAGUGAAAAGCACGUCCGACAACAGCCGUCUUGACGUGAUCAUCGAGGGCAAGAAGAAGACAUCCUACAUGUUUGAGAACGCCCAUGCUAGAGAGAACUUCUGCCUCCAGAUCCGACACAUGAAGAGCUUACAUUCCAAGGAAGAGAAAGUGGAUCAGAUCUCUGUGUUCAUUGGGACGUGGAAUAUGGGGAAGUCGGCCCCCGACCACACGCUGAAACACUGGCUGAAGUGUAAUGGUGAAGGCAAGUCCCUGGAUCGCACACUGUCCCGCAUUCCACACGACAUCUACGUGAUUGGCACACAGGAGAGUGCUCUCAACGACAAGGACUGGGUCAACACGCUGAAGGCAUCGCUGAAGGCCACGCUCAUGGUAGACGUGGAGAUGCUGGAGAUGUGCAACUUGUGGGGUAUCCGCGUCGUUGUCCUCAUCAACCCACAACACCGUCACUGCAUCUCCCACGUACAGAAGUCCUCCGUCAAGACCGGCAUCGCUAAUGCUCUUGGCGACAAAGGAGCUUCAGCUGUUUCAUUCCAGUUCAACGGUACCUCCAUCUGUUUCAUCAACGCACAUCUGACUGCGAGGGAAGAGAAUUUGCACAGGCGGAACCAGUGUUUCAGAGACAUCCUUAAAGGGUUGUCACUUGGUCCAAAGAGUUUCGAAGGAUUUGAUGUAUCGCACAAGUUCCACCACGUUUUCUUCUUUGGAGAUCUCAACUACAGAACUAUGGAGAAAGUUGAUGUUGUGCUGAAGAGAGCCGAAGAUCGCGACAUUCAAUUUCUGCUAGACAGAGACCAACUGAGGAAGACACAGUUUGACAAAGACGCCUUCUUCAACUUCAAUGAGAGCGAGAUCAACUUCAUGCCAACCUACCGCCUGUACCGAGGGAUACCUGGCUACAGGUACGACUGGAAGAAGGUCAAGAUGACUGGGGAAAUAAUCAAUGUGCCGUCUUGGUGUGACCGAGUACUCUGGCAUUCCUACCCGGGGACCUUCAUCGAGAACAACGCAUAUGGAAGUGUGGAGAACCUGCUGAACAGUGACCACCGACCUGUGUUCGCGUCCUUCACCGUCGGGAUCGCGUCGCAGUUCGUACAGAGCCAAGCCAUGCUCACAGAGAACUCCAGCAUUAGAAUCCUCUUUAACAGAAUUGAGGCGCAGGUGCGGACGUGUGUCCGGCAACACUUCAUCUUGGAGUUCUAUUCCAGCUGUCUGUCAGACAAGGUUAUCAAGAGCAAAAGCAGCUCCUGUCCGGAAUGGCAUGCUGACCAACUGCCUCAGCUGCGGCCGAUGUUCGGAGACAGGGACUAUCUGGAGGAGCAGCACAUACUAAUAGCUGUCCGGGGAUGUGAUGACAAUAAGUCUUACGGUGAGUGUGUGGUUUCUCUGAAGGAUCAGUUCUCGCCAGACUUCCAGUGUUUUGAGUGUGUGCUGACCCACAACGGAGAGGAGACAGGGAAACUCAGGGGUGAGAUGCGUGUGUCUGUGGAAGGGGAGUAUGUCAAGGAAGACAUAUGAAAUUGUUGCCUUGGAUACGGAAUACUGAAGACAUCCAUCCCUCCACUCCACAAAAAGAACAAUGCAGUAUUCAGUAGAAGUCUCUUACGGGAAUUUACAUUAAGAGUAGUUGUGUGGCAAGCACACAAUGCAUCAUC
Messenger RNA from Haliotis rufescens (red abalone), 2253 nucleotides. Its product is annotated as phosphatidylinositol 3,4,5-trisphosphate 5-phosphatase 2A-like. The coding region runs from base 317 to 2116 and encodes 599 amino acids. Gene Ontology annotation, molecular function: phosphatase activity. NCBI's taxonomy places the organism in Eukaryota, Metazoa, Mollusca, Gastropoda, Lepetellida, Haliotidae. Gene Ontology annotation, biological process: phosphatidylinositol dephosphorylation. The record is from RefSeq and is a predicted model, not a curated record. The transcript is spliced from 19 exons.